CGCGUGUCGGCUCACUUGCAGUCAUCCCAAAGUUGAACCAACUGCUGCAGAAAAAAAUCUUUGCUUUCACCUGCUUUUUCUUAGCUAAAAACUUCAAAAUGGCAGAUGACGAUAUCGCAGCUUUGGUUAUCGAUAAUGGCUCCGGUAUGUGCAAGGCCGGUUUCGCCGGAGACGAUGCUCCCCGAGCCGUUUUCCCCUCCAUUGUCGGCCGACCUCGCCAUCAAGGCGUUAUGGUCGGUAUGGGCCAGAAAGACUCCUAUGUAGGAGACGAGGCCCAGAGCAAGAGAGGUAUUCUCACUCUGAAAUACCCCAUCGAACACGGAAUUGUCACAAACUGGGAUGACAUGGAGAAAAUCUGGCAUCACACAUUUUACAACGAGCUUCGCGUUGCUCCCGAAGAGCACCCCGUUCUCCUGACAGAGGCUCCCCUCAACCCCAAAGCCAACAGAGAAAAGAUGACACAGAUCAUGUUUGAGACCUUCAACAGCCCCGCCAUGUAUGUCGCUAUCCAGGCCGUACUCUCCCUGUAUGCCUCUGGUCGUACCACUGGUAUUGUGAUGGACUCUGGUGAUGGUGUUUCACAUACCGUGCCCAUCUACGAGGGUUAUGCUUUGCCCCAUGCCAUCCUCCGUCUGGACUUGGCUGGCCGUGAUCUGACUGACUACUUGAUGAAGAUCCUGACAGAGCGUGGCUACUCUUUUACCACCACCGCUGAGCGUGAGAUCGUACGUGACAUUAAGGAGAAGCUCUGCUAUGUUGCUCUUGACUUUGAGCAGGAAAUGCAAACAGCUGCAUCCAGCUCUAGCAUCGAGAAAAGCUACGAGUUGCCCGAUGGUCAGGUCAUCACCAUUGGUAACGAGAGAUUCCGCUGUCCAGAGGCACUUCUCCAGCCCUCCUUCCUGGGUAUGGAAUCUUCUGGUAUCCAUGAGACCACCUACAACUCCAUCAUGAAGUGUGAUGUUGACAUCCGUAAGGACCUGUACGCCAACACCGUAAUGUCUGGAGGAACGACUAUGUACCCAGGGUUGGCUGAUCGCAUGCAGAAAGAAAUAUCUGCCCUUGCCCCUUCUACUAUGAAGAUCAAGAUCAUCGCUCCACCAGAGAGGAAAUACUCCGUCUGGAUCGGAGGCUCCAUCCUCGCCUCCCUGUCCACCUUCCAACAGAUGUGGAUCUCCAAGCAGGAAUACGACGAGUCUGGUCCUGCCAUUGUUCACAGGAAGUGCUUCUAGGCUUGCAUCAGACUGAUGAAACCACAUCUUGGUCGCUUUCAUCAAGCACUGUAUACCAUGUUAUGUGGGGCUGCUUAGAGGCAGUAGAUCGUUUGUUUUUGUUGAAGGCUAGGACCAUUCAUUUAUUGUUUUUCACAUUGUAGAAACAUCCAUUUCAAAAUAAAUUGUUCUGCGUCAGUGA
Molecule: messenger RNA, 1410 nt
Organism: Nematostella vectensis (starlet sea anemone)
Lineage: Eukaryota; Metazoa; Cnidaria; Anthozoa; Actiniaria; Edwardsiidae
Product: actin, cytoplasmic 1
Exons: 3
Coding region: 99-1229 (376 amino acids)
Source: RefSeq, a predicted model, not a curated record